ACCGCAGCGCCGCCGCCGCCGCCGCCGCCGCCCCGCCUUGCAGGCCUCGGGACUGUCACACCGCCUUGACUGUGAGGGUACUUUGGCGAGGUCCCCGGAAGUAGCCUUCCCAGGCUCUCAGACAUCCCCCAUCCUCCCCACGCCGCUGCCGCCGCCGCCGCCAUGCAAGGCGAGGACGCCAGAUACCUCAAAAGGAAAGUUAAAGGGGGAAAUAUUGAUGUACAUCCAUCAGAAAAAGCUCUCAUUGUUCAGUAUGAAGUGGAAGCUACCAUUCUUGGAGAAAUGGGGGAUCCCAUGUUGGGAGAACGAAAGGAGUGCCAAAAAAUCAUUCGUCUGAAGAGUCUCAAUGCUAACACAGACAUAACCUCUCUGGCCCGGAAAGUGGUUGAAGAAUGUAAACUCAUUCAUCCUUCAAAGCUAAAUGAGGUAGAACAGCUUUUGUACUAUCUACAAAACCGCCGUGAUUCACUGUCAGGAAAAGAAAAAAAAGAAAAAUCAAGCAAGCCUAAAGAUCCACCUCCUUUUGAAGGGAUGGAGAUUGAUGAGGUGGCCAACAUUAAUGACAUGGACGAGUACAUUGAACUGUUGUAUGAAGAUAUUCCAGACAAGGUUCGGGGUUCUGCUUUGAUCCUACAACUUGCUCGAAACCCUGAUAACUUGGAAGAGCUACUACUAAACGAAACUGCCCUGGGUGCACUAGCAAGAGUCCUGAGAGAAGACUGGAAACAGAGUGUUGAGUUAGCUACAAAUAUCAUUUAUAUCUUCUUUUGCUUUUCUAGCUUUUCUCAUUUUCAUGGACUCAUCACUCAUUAUAAAAUUGGAGCACUAUGCAUGAACAUCAUUGAUCAUGAGUUAAAAAGACAUGAGCUUUGGCAAGAGGAACUUUCAAAGAAGAAGAAAGCUGUUGAUGAAGACCUUGAAAAUCAAGCCUUGAGAAAAGACUAUGACAAAACGUUCAAAAAGUACCAAGGACUUGUGGUAAAACAAGAGCAGCUGUUGAGAGUUGCUCUCUAUUUGCUUCUGAACCUUGCUGAGGACACACGCACAGAGCUGAAGAUGAGGAACAAGAAUAUAGUUCACAUGCUGGUGAAGGCUCUUGACCGGGACAAUUUUGAGCUGCUCAUUCUAGUUGUGUCAUUCUUGAAGAAACUCAGUAUCUUUAUGGAGAAUAAAAAUGACAUGGUAGAGAUGGACAUUGUUGAAAAACUGGUGAAAAUGAUACCGUGCGAGCAUGAAGACCUCCUGAAUAUCACCCUCCGGCUUUUAUUAAACCUUUCAUUCGACACAGGCCUGAGGAACAAGAUGGUACAAGUUGGGCUUCUCCCAAAGCUCACAGCACUCCUGGGGAAUGAAAACUACAAACAAAUAGCAAUGUGUGUGCUUUACCAUAUAAGCAUGGAUGACCGCUUUAAGUCAAUGUUUGCAUACACUGACUGCAUACCACAGCUAAUGAAGAUGCUCUUUGAAUGUUCAGAUGAACGGAUUGACUUGGAGCUGAUUUCUUUCUGCAUUAAUCUUGCUGCUAACAAGAGAAAUGUCCAGCUCAUCUGUGAAGGAAAUGGGCUGAAGAUGCUCAUGAAAAGAGCUCUGAAGCUCAAGGACCCCCUGCUGAUGAAGAUGAUCAGAAACAUCUCCCAGCACGAUGAGCCCACUAAGAAUUUGUUCAUUGAUUAUGUUGGGGACCUCGCAGCCCAGAUCUCCAGUGAUGAAGAGGAGGAGUUUGUAAUCGAGUGUUUGGGAACUCUGGCAAAUCUGACAAUCCCAGAUCUAGACUGGGAGCUGGUUCUGAAGGAGUACAAGCUGGUUCCAUUCCUCAAAGAUAAGCUGAAACCAGGUGCCUCAGAGGACGACCUUGUGUUAGAAGUGGUUAUAAUGAUUGGAACCGUAUCUAUGGAUGACUCCUGCGCCGCGCUGCUCGCCAAGUCUGGGAUAAUUCCAGCACUCAUUGAACUGCUCAAUGCUCAGCAAGAAGAUGAUGAAUUCGUGUGUCAGAUAAUUUAUGUCUUCUACCAGAUGGUUUUCCAUCAGGCCACAAGAGAUGUCAUAAUCAAGGAAACACAAGCUCCAGCAUAUCUCAUAGACCUGAUGCAUGAUAAAAAUAAUGAGAUCCGGAAAGUCUGUGAUAACACUUUAGACAUUAUCGCAGAAUAUGAUGAAGAAUGGGCAAAGAAAAUUCAGAGUGAGAAGUUUCGCUGGCAUAACUCUCAGUGGUUGGAGAUGGUAGAAAGUCGUCAGAUGGAUGAGAGCGAGCAGUACUUGUAUGGCGAUGAUCGGAUUGAGCCAUACAUCCAUGAAGGGGACAUUCUUGAAAGGCCUGACCUUUUCUACAGCUCAGAUGGAUUGAUUGCCUCUGAAGGAGCAAUAAGUCCAGACUUCUUCAAUGACUUUCACCUCCAGAACGGAGAUGUGGUUGGGCAGCAUGCCUUUCCUGGCAGCCUUGGAAUGGAUGGCUUUGGACAACCAGUAGGAAUCCUUGGACGUCCUGCUACCGCAUAUGGAUUCCGCCCUGACGAACCUUACUACUACAGCUUUGGGUCUAGAGCCCUUCCAUGUGUACACUCAGCUUAGGAGAAAUCUGUGUGCUGUGUGUUAACUUUGAAUCUUGACUCAAUAAUGCAUGUUGUACUCCUGUGGGGCUGCGUUGCUUAUUUCUCCAUGUUCUUGCUCUAGGGUGACUCUAACCCUCACGUCUGUUAAAUACAGUUGAUGCUCUAGUGC
Molecule: messenger RNA, 2718 nt
Organism: Acomys russatus (golden spiny mouse)
Lineage: Eukaryota; Metazoa; Chordata; Mammalia; Rodentia; Muridae
Gene: Kifap3
Product: kinesin associated protein 3
Exons: 20
Coding region: 163-2568 (801 amino acids)
Biological process (GO): microtubule-based movement; cilium organization
Cellular component (GO): ciliary transition zone; kinesin II complex; axoneme
Molecular function (GO): kinesin binding
Source: RefSeq, a predicted model, not a curated record